UUCUUAAGAUUAAGCUAAAUACAAACAGAUCGAAGGAAAUGUUGAUGAUAACAAUGAAGAGAAACCUACCAUCAUCACAGUGAGAAUAUUGCCAUGGAUGAAGUUCUUGCUCCAAUGAUGGCCUCCACAGGCCUCUUGCCAACUGGGGCUUUGCUAGAGUCAUUGGUUCAUCUAGCCGAUGAACUUGCUUCCAUGGAAAAGCUUCCUUCUGUGCAGGUUAGAAACAUAUCGACCAUGAUAAGAAGGAUCAAGCUUCUUUCUUCUUUGUUUGAGGAGAUUCAAGAAACAAACAGACAGCUGCUUCCACCCUCUUCAAUCCUGUGUCUCACUGAGCUUUUCUCUGUGAUUCGGAGAGUUAAGUCUUUGAUUCAAGGGUGUAAGGAUGGCAGCUGUCUGUGGGCGCUUAUACAGACGGAAAUCCUUUCCAAUCAGUUUUAUGUUCUGGUGAAGGAGAUGGGGAGGGUUCUUGACAUUCUGCCUCUAAGCUUGCUUAAUAUAACAGCUGAUACAAGAGAGCAAGUCGAGCUUCUUCACAAGCAGGCGAAGAGGGUGGAUUUGUUUAUUGACCCUCGAGAGCUUCAAAGAAGACAAGAGCUUCUACAAGUAAUGGCCAACGAGAAGAAUAGAAAUAGCAAGAGCAAGGGCUUCAUUGAUUCUGGAGAAGUGAAAGAGAUUUUCAGCUGUCUUGGUUUGAGAAGCCCAGUUGAAUACGAAGAGGAAAUUUCAAAGCUAGAGAUUGAAGCACAGAAGCAGGCAGGAACGGGUGGUCUAAUCGCCGUAUCCAAUAUAGACAAUCUCAUAUCCCUCAUUUCAUAUUCCAAAUCCAUUGUUUUCAAUGAUGUAGAAAGUGAGAGAACAAAAAAGGAGUACCAUAAGCAGCGGUCUUUAUCCGUAGGUAGGAGGAAUAUUGAUCAUGAUACUUCGUCUUCUCAAACUGUUGUUCCCAAUAUUCCUGACGAAUUUCGUUGCCCGAUUUCACUAGACUUGAUGAGAGACCCUGUGAUUGUAGCAUCAGGGCACACAUAUGAUCGAAAUUCGAUUGCCCAGUGGAUUAAUUCCGGGCAUUAUACCUGCCCAAAAAGCGGGCAAACGCUACUCCACAUGGCCCUUGUGCCUAAUUAUGCACUGAAGAGCCUCAUGCAACAAUGGUCCGAGGAGAACAACAUCCCUUUAGUUGAAGAUAGGGCAUCGUCUUUCUCAAACGACAGCAAAGGAAAACUAGACGAGAAUGCUGUCGAUCACAUUUCUGCUGCCAAAGCGAGUGUCGAUGCUGUCAAAUUGACAGCUGAGUUUCUCGUGGGGAAACUGGCAACUGGUUCGGUGGAAAUCCAGACGCAGGCAGCUUAUGAGCUUCGGUUACUUGCUAAAACUAGCAUGGAUAACCGCAGGGUGAUUGCCGAGGCAGGAGCUAUUCCAUUUCUAGUGACAUUACUAAGCUCCCAUGAUCCCAGAAUUCAAGAAAAUGCUGUCACCGCUUUGCUCAACCUUUCCAUCUAUGACAACAAUAAGAUACUGAUAAUGGCAGCCGGAGCAGUCGACAGCGUAAUAGGUGUUUUGGAGUCGGGCAAAACAAUGGAGGCAAGAGAAAAUGCUGCCGCUGCUAUCUUCAGCAUGUCGAUGAAAGAUGAUUGCAAGGUGGCCAUUGGCGCCCGUCCAAGAGCCAUUCCAGCCUUGGUUGGGCUCCUGAGAGAAGGCACUGCUGCUGGGAAAAGAGAUGCUGCAACGGCACUCUUUAACCUUGCAGUGUAUAACGCUAACAAAGCCAUUGUUGUGGUUGCCGGGGCGGUUCCUGUUCUUGUUGACUUGCUGAUGGAUGACAAGGCAGGCGUAACAGAUGAUGCCUUAUCAGUGCUUGCUCUACUUUUGGGAUGCUCUGAAGGGUUGGAGGAGAUAAGGAAGAGUAGAGUUCUGGUGCCGCUUCUUACUGAUCUUCUCAGAUUUGGAUCUCCCAAAGGUAAAGAGAACUCUAUAGCUCUUCUUCUGGGGCUGUGCAAAGAUGGAGGCGAGGAGGUAGCAAGACGUCUGCUAUUAAACCCACGAAGCAUUCCUUCUCUUCAGAGUUUGGCUGCUAAUGGGUCUCUGAGAGCUAGAAGAAAGGCCGAUGCACUGCUUAGAAUACUCAAUAGGUGUUGCUCUCAGUCUCACAAUCCUGUUGGAUAAAUUAAAGGGUCGUGUACAUUUUGUGGGAAUCACAUAAAUGAGUUUGUCAUUUGUUGUUCAAUUCGAUACUGCAAUUGUGUAUCUCAAUGAUGUUGUCUGUUUUAAAAACGUCUCAGGCUGUAGCCUGUAGCCAAAGUGUUACUGCUAUCUGUUCCUCUUUAAUAGGGGAGACUUUUAGUUCAUCACAUGGUAAGAGGGAUCUGGAAAAAUAAGGUUA
Molecule: messenger RNA, 2377 nt
Organism: Alnus glutinosa
Lineage: Eukaryota; Viridiplantae; Streptophyta; Magnoliopsida; Fagales; Betulaceae
Product: U-box domain-containing protein 1-like
Exons: 1
Coding region: 94-2160 (688 amino acids)
Biological process (GO): protein ubiquitination
Cellular component (GO): cytoplasm; nucleus
Molecular function (GO): ubiquitin-protein transferase activity; protein binding
Source: RefSeq, a predicted model, not a curated record